AUGAAUCUUAAUUCUCAACAAUUUGGAGGUUUCAAUGAAUAUCACAAUUUGGAUACUGGGCAAGUGAGACACAUAUGUACUAAUUGUGGCAGUCCAUCGCAUCCAGUUGCUAUAUGUCAUCUCAUUCAAAAGACUGCUAGAUUUCCUAUGGAACCCCAGUAUUUCCAACAUCAAUAUCAACAGGCAUAUAAUCCAGCUCCUAGUACCUAUAGUCAUGACUGGGGCAAUUAUUCGACUCAGUACUUUCAACCCCAGAUUCCAGAGCAGCAUGGGUACUUCCAAUCCCAAUGCUAUCAACCCCAACAAAUUCCUGAGCAGUAUGGAAAUACACAGCAACAGGCUAUUGAGCAUCCUCAGUGUGAUAAUUCAAACUGGAUGAACCAUCCAAAUUUUAUGCAUGGGAAUGAACAACAACAAUUGAAUCAAUCUUUUUCAUCAUAUCAGAUGUCACAAGGAUUUCAGGAUGAUCCUAUGCCCACAUGGUCACAUUCGGUCCAACAGAUCAAUCUAGUACCUUGGGGAACAUUUCAAGAAAGCACUGAAGAAGUUCAUGCCCCUAGUCAAUCAAAAUUUCAAGAUCUGCAGGAUGUUAUGCAACAGGUGCAGCAGCAACAAGAGGCAUACAGCCAGUCUCAGCAAAGGAAUGAUGAAUCACUACAGAAUUAUCAGACAUAUUUGGAUCAAAUUGCAGCAUUCAUUAGUCAACGACAAGCCCAAUUAUCUAGUGAGGAGAUGGAUUCUAGAGAAUGUCAUAGCCCUGACCCUGAUUCUACUUCUAUACAGGACUCCUCUACCUUUUUAUGUGAUGAUGUUGUAGUUGUAGAUGAUUUUGCUUCUUCUAAUAUUGUUGUUGCAGAUAUUGUAGAUGCAGGUGUUGUGUAG
Molecule: messenger RNA, 882 nt
Organism: Zingiber officinale
Lineage: Eukaryota; Viridiplantae; Streptophyta; Magnoliopsida; Zingiberales; Zingiberaceae
Product: antigen LPMC-61-like
Exons: 1
Coding region: 1-882 (293 amino acids)
Source: RefSeq, a predicted model, not a curated record